Molecule: messenger RNA, 1000 nt
Organism: Gorilla gorilla gorilla (western lowland gorilla)
Lineage: Eukaryota; Metazoa; Chordata; Mammalia; Primates; Hominidae
Gene: GRP
Product: gastrin releasing peptide
Exons: 3
Coding region: 251-697 (148 amino acids)
Biological process (GO): neuropeptide signaling pathway
Molecular function (GO): neuropeptide hormone activity
Source: RefSeq, a predicted model, not a curated record
GAUGGAUGGUUUUCCGGACCGGGCGUCCCAGCGCCCCGGUUAGCUAUAGGGAGACGUCAGAGCGCUCUGGUCCGCGAUAGAAGAGCCCCCCAGCCCCCCCGCCCGGGCUUCCAUAUAAAGUAGGGGCCCUAGUGGAGGCCGCAGCAGUAGCACCAGCGGCUGCGGCGGCGGAGCUCCUCCGAGGUCCGGGUCACCAGUCUCUGCUCUUCCCAGCCUCUCCGGCGCGCUCCAAGGGCUUCCCGUCGGGACCAUGCGCCGCCGUGAGCUCCCGCUGGUCCUGCUGGCGCUGGUCCUCUGCCAGGCGCCCCGGGGGCGAGCGGUCCCGCUGCCUGCGGGCGGAGGGACCGUGCUGACCAAGAUGUACCCGCGCGGCAACCACUGGGCGGUGGGGCACUUAAUGGGGAAAAAGAGCACAGGGGAGUCUUCUUCUGUUUCUGAGAGAGGGAGCCUGAAGCAGCAGCUGAGAGAGUACAUCAGGUGGGAAGAAGCUGCAAGGAAUUUGCUGGGUCUCAUAGAAGCAAAGGAGAACAGAAACCACCAGCCACCUCAACCCAAGGCCCUGGGCAAUCAGCAGCCUUCGUGGGAUUCAGAGGAUAGCAGCAACUUCAAAGAUGUAGGUUCAAAAGGCAAAGUUGGUAGACUCUCUGCUCCAGGUUCUCAACGUGAAGGAAGGAACCCCCAGCUGAACCAGCAAUGACAAUGAUGGCCUCUCUCAAAGGAGAAAAACAAAACCCCUAAGAGACUGCAUUCUGCAAGCAUCAGUUCUACGGAUCAUCAACAAGAUUUCCUUGUGCAAAAUAUUUGACUAUUCUGUAUCUUUCGUCCUUGACUAAAUUCGUGAUUUUCAAGCAGCAUCUUCUGGUUUAAACUUGUUUGCUGUGAACAAUUGUCGAAAAGAGUCUUCCAAUUAAUGCUUUUUUACAUCUAGGCUACCUGUUGGUUAGAUUCAAGGCCCCGAGCUGUUACCAUUCACAAUAAAAGCUUAAACACAUUGUCCAAA